UGGCCGAGGCCGCGCAAGGGCGCUGUAGCUGCCAGUGCCGCUGUCAUGGCGUCUGAGGCGCUGGCUGAAGAGAACCCGCCGCGGUCUCUUUAGAGCGAGAGGCUGGCGGCUGGGUAUGGAGAGCGGCCCCGAGAGCCUGCAGCCGCUAGAACACGGGGUGGCCGUCGGGCCAGCGCCAGAGACAGGUUCUCCGCAGGAAGGAUUACCGGAGACCAGGCUCGCCGCCGGGGAUGGUUCUGAAGUAUGGGCGGCGGAGAGCAGAGGCGGGAAUGGGCAGGGGGCGGCGGCCGCCGGGAGGAGCCUCUUGGACUCGGUUUCUCCUGCCGGCUCUCUUCAGGUUCCGGGACCCUACAGCUCCUUCCCGGGCUUGGACUUGAAGGAGAGCGAUUUGGAGAAAACUGCUGCCCAGAAGGCGCCUCUGAGAGGGCAACACAAGGUGACCGCCUCCCCAGAGACCGCCGAGGCCGGAGCGGACCAUGGAUCGGGUCCGGCCGGAGACGUCGGCUCCCGCGCGGAUUCCGCCGGCACCUGCCGGGCGGAGUUGGCGGCCGCGGGCUCCGAGGAGCCUAGUAGCGCCGGCGGCCUCAGCAGCAGUUGCAGCGACCCGAGCCCUCCUGGGGAAUCGCCGAGCCUGGACUCCCUGGAGUCUUUCUCUAACCUGCAUUCUUUCCCCAGUAGCUCGGAGUUUAAUAGUGAGGAGGGAGCGGAGAACAGGGUCCCCGCGGAGGAGGAGGAGGACGAGGGCGCGGGCGCAGCGGUGUUGCCCGGGGCUGUGCCUCUUUGCCGAGGGGAGGAGGAGGAGGAGGAGGGGGAGGGAGCGCAGGUACUGGCGGCCUCCAAGGAACGCUUCCCGGGACAGUCGGUCUAUCACAUCAAAUGGAUCCAGUGGAAGGAAGAGAACACACCCAUCAUCACUCAGAAUGAGAAUGGACCCUGCCCUUUGCUGGCCAUCCUCAAUGUUUUGCUUCUGGCCUGGAAGGUCAAACUUCCACCGAUGAUGGAAAUCAUAACUGCUGAGCAGCUGAUGGAAUAUUUAGGAGAUUACAUGCUUGAUGCAAAGCCAAAAGAAAUUUCAGAAAUUCAACGUUUAAACUAUGAGCAGAAUAUGAGUGAUGCUAUGGCAAUCUUGCACAAACUACAGACAGGCUUGGAUGUAAAUGUAAAAUUCACUGGUGUUCGAGUGUUUGAAUAUACACCAGAAUGCAUAGUAUUUGAUCUUCUUGAUAUUCCUUUGUACCAUGGGUGGUUAGUGGACCCUCAGAUUGAUGACAUUGUAAAAGCUGUUGGUAACUGCAGCUACAACCAGCUAGUGGAGAAGAUCAUCUCUUGUAAGCAGUCAGACAAUAGUGAGCUGGUUAGUGAAGGCUUUGUAGCUGAACAGUUUCUAAAUAACACAGCCACUCAACUGACAUACCAUGGAUUAUGUGAACUAACUUCAACGGUUCAGGAAGGAGAACUUUGUGUGUUCUUUCGGAAUAAUCAUUUUAGCACCAUGACCAAAUACAAGGGUCUACUGUAUUUGCUGGUAACAGACCAGGGGUUUCUUACAGAAGAAAAAGUUGUUUGGGAAAGCCUACACAAUGUGGAUGGUGAUGGAAAUUUCUGUGACUCAGAAUUUCAUCUGCGGCCUCCUUCAGAUCCUGAAACCGUAUACAAAGGACAACAGGAUCAGAUAGAUCAGGACUAUCUUAUGGCAUUAUCUCUACAACAAGAACAGCAGAGCCAAGAGAUCAACUGGGAACAAAUACCCGAAGGAAUCAGUGAUUUGGAACUAGCAAAGAAACUCCAAGAAGAAGAAGAUAGACGGGCUUCUCAGUAUUAUCAGGAACAGGAACAAGCAGCAGCAGUUGCUGCUUCUGCUUCUCCACAGGCCCAGCAAAGCCAGCCAGCACAAGCCUCUCCAUCAAGUGGAAGACAAUCUGGGAAUAUCGAUCGUAAACGAAAGGAACCUCGAGAAAAAGAUAAAGAAAAAGAAAAGGACAAAAAUAGCUGUGUCAUUUUGUAACAAGUGGUGGGUUCUGUUGGAUGCAUCUACAUGUCUUGAGAAACAAAACCACAGGAGGAAAGGAAGAAAAACCGAUAAAUACCGUCUGUGCCUGA
Suricata suricatta (meerkat) is the source of this 2100-nucleotide messenger RNA. It is a transcript of the gene MINDY2, whose product is annotated as MINDY lysine 48 deubiquitinase 2. Lineage: Eukaryota; Metazoa; Chordata; Mammalia; Carnivora; Herpestidae. Bases 116 to 2005 code for a protein of 629 amino acids. The transcript has 9 exons. Gene Ontology annotation, cellular component: cell periphery; cytosol. The record is from RefSeq and is a predicted model, not a curated record. Gene Ontology annotation, molecular function: K48-linked deubiquitinase activity; cysteine-type carboxypeptidase activity; cysteine-type deubiquitinase activity. Gene Ontology annotation, biological process: protein K48-linked deubiquitination.